CAGGUGUCGGUCGACCAGAAGCCCUUCAUCGCCUGGUUCGUGCAGACGCGGGUGCGGCUCAUGGCGCUCGCCAUCGGGGACGGCGUCAACGACGUGGGGAUGAUCCGCGCGUCGCACGUCUCCGUCGGGAUCCGCGGCACCGAGUCGCACCUCGCCGCGCAGGCCGCCUCUUUCCGCGCGUCAGAGUGGAAGCAGCUGAGGCCGCUGCUCCUCUCGCACGCGGUCCGCUCGAUGGUGCUCCUCUCGACGACGAUGAAGUGGGUCUACUACAAGCACGCGAUGACGGCGUGCGCGCUCGAGGCGUGGAUGGUGCACAACCGCUACGCCUCGUGGCGCGACCCGACCGACCCCGUGUACAUGGUCUUUUGGAACGGCACCGUCUUCCUCACCGCGCUCGCCUACGCCGUCGAGGACUCGAUCUCGGACCCGCUCGCCGUGCGGCACAAGAGCCUCUUCUCGGGCACCGCCCUCUUCCGCUGGUGGCUCACCGGCGCGCUGCACGGCUUCUUCAUCACCUUCGCCCUCGUGCUCGCCUUUGAGGAGCAGCAGCCGCGCGAGCUCGGCGUCCGCUUCAUGUGCGUCUCGUCGGUGGUGCUCUCCGCGCGGCUGGCCUUCAUCACCAACCGCUGGAUCACGUGGGCGGAGCUCUUCCGGCCCGACGAGGAGCAAGACGGCGCGGGAGGGGCGCGGGGCAUGGGGUGCUGCACUCGCCGCACGGCGGCUGGGUGGCGCGACGCGGCGCGUCGGCUUGCGCGGUGGUCGCUGCGCGCGCUGCACACGCGCGCUGGCCACUGGCUGCCCUGCCUCCUCUUCACCUACUGCCAGACGCGCUGGUGCCACGUGCCGACCAUCCCCGUCGUCGCGCUCGCCGGCGGUGUGGCGCUGGUGUGCGUGCUGAGUGACUGCCUCGUCUUCCCGCGCUAUGGCCCCGUGCGGUGCGCGCUCGAGGCGCUGUGCGCGCUUGCGGCCCGGCCCACGCGGUGGUGGUGGGCCAAGGCGGCGCCGGUUGAGCUGCAGAAACUCUCAGCCAAGAAACAGUGACACUGUGACUGACCUCGAUCGUACGACGAUGUUAUUGUCUGUCUGUUGGCGCCUCAAGCUGGUGUGUGUCUUCGUGUCUGUGUCUGUGGCUCGUGUCAGCAAAAGGAAUUCAAUACGAAUUCGUCGAAAAUC
Messenger RNA from Emiliania huxleyi CCMP1516, 1173 nucleotides. RefSeq lists its product as hypothetical. Bases 61 to 1041 code for a protein of 326 amino acids. The record is from RefSeq and is a predicted model, not a curated record. Gene Ontology annotation, molecular function: ATPase-coupled intramembrane lipid carrier activity. Gene Ontology annotation, cellular component: plasma membrane. Gene Ontology annotation, biological process: phospholipid translocation. Lineage: Eukaryota; Haptophyta; Isochrysidales; Noelaerhabdaceae. The transcript has 3 exons.